Messenger RNA from Micromonas commoda, 2481 nucleotides. RefSeq lists its product with no specific name. The transcript has a single exon. Lineage: Eukaryota; Viridiplantae; Chlorophyta; Mamiellophyceae; Mamiellales; Mamiellaceae. The coding region runs from base 1 to 2481 and encodes 826 amino acids. The record is from RefSeq and is a predicted model, not a curated record.
AUGCGGGCGCCGCUGUUCGGGGACGCUCCGGGCGGCGAGCGUCCCUCGCGUGGCAACCGCGAUUCCUCGUCUCGACAUGGUAGCGACAGCUCCGGGUGGCUCUCCGGGACGGCGACGCGGAACACCGCGCUAGUGAGCUGCGCGUUCCUGCUCAUGCUCGCCGCGAUGGGGCAGAUGGGCACCGAACGCGAGUGGAACUCGGGGCUCCGCGAGAUGGUCCGAAGUCGGAUCGAGGCGGCGGGGUUGGCGUCCGCGGUGAGGCAGGUGCAGACGUUGGAGGAGAUCAGCGACGGCGCGGCGCACCGCGGGGAGCGAGGGAUGCGCAGAGGGGGCACGGGGACGGAGAGGGGAAGCGCACCCCCGCCCCCGAAAAUCUUCGACAUCAAGCUCAGGGGCGAGGAGGAUGGGGACGCGGAGACGCGUCGGGGAAGCGUAAAGUCCGAGAUCAUCGAAGUGAAGACGACGCUCGCCCCGCCGCCGCCAUCGUCCCCCGAUGAACCCGUCGCGUCCACGACACGAGCGAGCCCCGUUUCGGAGGCGAAGGUCAAAACGCCAAACGAGCAGGAGGUCGGCCGCGGCGAGACGGAGGGUGGAGACGGCAAGGCCUGGUUCGACGAUCCACCGGCGAACGCCGUCGCCGGCGACGAGACGCCGGCAGCUGAAGCCCCGGACGCGGACCUGGGGAAGACAAAGGGAAGCGAGCUCGCGACGACCGAGGCGGCUUUCGCGAGGUUCAAUCGCAUCCGACGCUUAGAUGAGCGGCUCGGCGCCGCGUGCGAACCGUGCUUUGGCGCCGCGUUCGAGCGACACGCGAAGCUUUACGAGGAUAAAACGAGGGUUCUGGUGCUGGAGGGUCGGUGGGAUAACGGCCUCGGGAACAACAUGGAGCGGUGGCGCGCGCUCUUCUCGUUCGGCGAGUCCGCCGGGUGGGCAGUGUACGUGGACGCGGGGGGAUGCGGCGCCGGGACGGGGCGACCGGACGGCGGCGAGAACUGCCACUUCGACCCCGGGCACUACUUCACCGGCGACGGGUUCGACUGGCGUUGGCACCCGGCGCGGGAAAAGGAGUUCGACGCACUGUUCGGACGCGAGACGCCCAUGCGAACGUUCCAUCACAUGUGUCGCAAAGAUCACGAGAACGCCCACCGCAGGGCGUGCCAGCUCACGGAGCACGGUUGGCCGUCCAACGCGGAUUCGGCGAAGAUCCAGCCAAACGCCGUGGGGCACAACGGCUACGAGGAGGACCCGGGCGGCGGCGAGCCCGCGCAGAACGACGCGUGGCUGCACGAGUGGCUGAACAGCGACGAGGUGUUGGGAUGGCGCUACGUCAAGCUCAAGCUGCGGACGCCGUACGACUUGCAGAACGAGGCGGAGGCGAGCGAGGUGCGCGACUACGGCGCGUGCGAGAUUGACGGCGAGAAGGUCGAGGGCGAGGUCGAGGGGUUGUUGCUGGCGAGGAAGUGCAGGGCGCAGCACUUCUUCAGGCCCACGAGAGCGCUGAUGAGGGCCAUGGCGCCGGUGUUGAGGCAGAUGGACGCGUGGGCUGGCGUCGCCGCUGUUCACAUCCGCACCGGGUUCGCGGACUGGCAGGAGUAUUGGCUCACGAAGGUCAAGCCGAAGGAUUCGACGGAGAUUGCGGCGAUGGAGGGUAAGUACUCGUGCGAUCCGACCGCCAUCGUCAGGAACCUCGGCGCGGUGUUCAGGCAGUGCAACGGACGGUACGACGAGCAGGUGUGCACCAACUGGUGGAACCUCCCCGACCGAAUCGAGAGGGUUGAAGGGGAUUCUCCGAGAGGUCCGACGUCCGAGGACGCGCUCGUGGGAUGCGGCGACCUCCCUCCCGAGCGGGACGAGGCGCGCGGCGAGGUCGAGGACGAGGGCGCGGUCGCCGCGGCGGCGACGUGCGCGGCGCGCCUCGCGAAGGCGGCGGCGGGUGGCUCGGACAGAUGGGGCGUCUUCGUCCUCGGGGACUCCCCCGCGGUCAUCAAGGCGCUCGCCAGGAUCCCGUCGCUGAAAGGCCGCGUCGCGUAUCAGCGCGACGAAGACGUCGUGGGGGUGACGUUCAGGCCGGCGCAGUGCGACGGCGCGGGUUGCGUCGGCGCCGGUCAUUCGCUCGACGAGGACAGAGUCGGCGAGGACAAGGAGGAGGAGGAGGAGGAGGAGGAGGAGGAGGGUAACCGCGCGUGGAUGCGUGCGGUGGUGGACAUGUACGUCGCGUCUUUAGCCGACGCGGACGUUCAGCUACCCGGGAGCUCGUUCAUGAGCUCGGGUGCCCUCGGGCUCAGCGUGACGAACGUUCGAGCCAACGCUCUCGGGUUCGGCGGCGAGGUGGUGAUGGACCAGACGGUGACGCCGAUCGGGGAGACGAAGGAGCGCUCCGCGGGAUUCCACGAGAACUACGAGAACUACGUGUUGCUCUCCGCGUCGCACUGCGAGUUCGACGAUGAACGAGGCGGCGGCGGAGGCGGCGGCGGCGUUUGA